Molecule: messenger RNA, 405 nt
Organism: Fonsecaea nubica
Lineage: Eukaryota; Fungi; Ascomycota; Eurotiomycetes; Chaetothyriales; Herpotrichiellaceae
Exons: 1
Coding region: 1-405 (134 amino acids)
Source: RefSeq, a predicted model, not a curated record
AUGUCAUCCCUGCAGCAGAAGCGACCCUGUGCUGAAGAACAAACCGAUACUUGUGAAGCUAAACGUUUUAACCUCCAGGUCUUUCAAAAAAUUCGGGGUGUCCUGUCAAGGGAUGGAACCGCAGAUAUUACAACCGUUCCCCCAAAAACCUAUUCAGAGCGCUUGGCAGCCAAGAAAGGCGAAAAGUCUCCUCUCAAAGACUACAAGGGCGCUGAACAUGAUCAUAACGACUCGCUUCGCGUUACGGUUCAUGUGCCGGACGACAAUGUCGUCAUCAAAUGCCAUGGUGACAUUGCGCUGAAGAUCAUUACUCGCAGCGCAGACUACACUGAGUUCACCGCCAUGAAACAUCUAGAAGGUCACAAACCGGGCAUUCCUGCAACGAGAAGCGAUACGAGAUGUUGA